Molecule: messenger RNA, 744 nt
Organism: Stegodyphus dumicola
Lineage: Eukaryota; Metazoa; Arthropoda; Arachnida; Araneae; Eresidae
Gene: Coa8
Product: Cytochrome c oxidase assembly factor 8
Biological process (GO): intrinsic apoptotic signaling pathway
Cellular component (GO): mitochondrion
Source: RefSeq, a predicted model, not a curated record
UGCUUCGAAGUACGAAAUGUAAAAUGUAAACAUGAAGGUGAACAUGCCAAGGUAAAUCGUGAAUUAGUCAGCAUAGAUUUAUCACUAUGCUUAUAAAACUGAAGGGUAGUAUUUUUUCAAUGCCUAAUAUUAUUCACAUUUCAAAGAGCUUAUUGAAAAAUAGCACAAGUGUUUAUAAUCAAAAUUUUAACAGGCAUUAUAGAUGGACUAGCUGCUUACAAAAUCGUAAUUGUCAAAUUCCUGGCAAUGUAAAUCCAGAAUUAAAGUCACAGUCAGAAAAAAAUGAACAUGCUUGGGUUGGACCUGCUCAUCCUGUAUCCAAUUUAAGGCUAAGAAUCUUUCCCAGCUCACAGGGCCUGACAGAUGAAGAACGAUACUUUUAUGAUAAAUGCAAAGAAACUCAGGAUUGGCAUCAACAGUAUUGGGAAGCUCAUAACAAAGAUUUUGAUGAGUCCAAAAAAGCAUACAUUGAUAAAUUAUCAAAGGAAAGGAAACUUGAGGAAGAUCGGCCAUUGAUGACAGAAGAAAUGUCAUUAUUUUACAGGGAUUUCUUGGAUAAAAAUCGCAAGAAACACUUGGCAUAUAACUGGGCUUGGUACAAGAAAAAUGUGUACUUACUGAUAUUAGCUGUAAAAGCUAACUGGUCUAAACUGAAAAAAGUAUUAAAGAAAGCAUGAUAUUUUGUUAAAGCCAUCAAAUAUUUAUUGUUAUAUUAUUUGUUGUAAAUAAAUACAUUUUAAAAUA